AUGAACGUCAAAUUCAGUGGUGUUUUCGUCGUCGUCAUCGAAGUGGUUGUUCCAAUCGGAGCCGCUUCGGGUGACGCAUCUGCCACAGCUGCUCCCAUCACUAAGGAGAAGACUAGAAAUAUGGAGAUGGAUCAGGGAAAGCUCUUUAUUGGCGGUAUUUCUUGGGACACAAAUGAGGAUCGCCUCAAAGAAUAUUUCGGGGCAUAUGGUGAAGUAGCUGAGGCAGUGAUCAUGCGGGACCGGACCACUGGCCGUGCUCGUGGCUUUGGCUUUGUCGUCUUUGCCAAUCCUUCUGAUGCAGAGAAAGUAGUCAAGGAGAAGCACAUGAUCGACGGUAGAACUGUGGAAGCAAAGAAGGCCGUCCCUAGGGACGACCACCACCUAAUUAACAGAAACAGCAGCAGCACUCAAGGCUCUCCAGUGCCUGGCCGCACCAAAAAGAUAUUUGUGGGUGGACUAGCGUCCACAGUGACAGAGGCCGACUUCAAGGCCUACUUUGACCAAUUUGGUACCAUAACAGACGUCGUGGUCAUGUACGACCACAACACCCAGCGUCCUCGAGGGUUCGGUUUCAUCACGUUUGACUCGGAGGAUGCUGUUGACCACGUCCUCCACAAGACCUUCCACGAGCUCAACGGCAAAACAGUCGAGGUUAAGCGAGCUGUCCCCAAGGAACUUUCCCCAGUCCCCACACGCAGCCCGCUUUCCGGCUACAACUACGGCUUCGGCCGAGCUGGCGCCUUCCUUGGAAACUACAAUAUGGGCUCGAUUGGCGGUUAUGGGGUUAGAAUGGACGGCAGGUAUAGUCCCUUGGCUAGUCGGACAAGUUUCUCGCAUUUCAAUUCUCCCGCUUACGGUGCGAACGUGAACGUCGAGCAGGACUUGGGAAAUAGCGGAAGCUUGGGCUACAGCCGUGUGCUGAGCCCGUAUUAUGGGAGUAGCCAGGGAAGGUACAACACGCCCAUAGGGUACAACACAAGCGGCAGCCGAGGGGACUCUUUUCUCAGCUCACCUUCUAGAAACAUGUGGGGAAGUGGGCUUAAUAAUAGUGGCUCGGGGAACAAUGUGGGGUCCGCAUCAUACUUUGGUUCUGGAAGCAGUGGGUUUGGAGUGUUUGGAAGUAACGGGGCCAAUUGGGGGACUUCCCCUAUUGCGCCAUCUGUAGGAGGGGGCAGUUUUGGGAAUAGAGGUGGAGAGAACAGCAGCUAUGGCCAGCUGGCAAUGGGAGGGUUCCAAAGGAAUACUGCACCUGGACGGGCGUCUUCGUUUGCUGCUGGGUCGAGUGGUGGGGUUUAUGAGGGGUCGUAUGGGGAGUUUUACAGGGGUGGAUCUGUGUAUGGGGAUGCCACGUGGCGGAAUGCGUCUGCCGAGCUUGAUGAUAAUUCUGGCUCGUUUCGUUAUGGUCUUGUCGGGGGCUCGGAGGAUGUUGGUGGGAAGGAUUCGGAGGAUUUUGUGGUGGGCUAUGAUGUUGCGAAUAGGCAAUCGAGUAGAGGGAAUGUGCUUGCUGUAGUCAUUUUACUCUGUACUGCUAUUCUUCUUGUGAUAUCUGAAAUCUAA
Molecule: messenger RNA, 1557 nt
Organism: Striga asiatica
Lineage: Eukaryota; Viridiplantae; Streptophyta; Magnoliopsida; Lamiales; Orobanchaceae
Source: the annotation of a GenBank genome assembly